Pomacea canaliculata is the source of this 9821-nucleotide messenger RNA. RefSeq names its product deleted in malignant brain tumors 1 protein-like. The transcript is spliced from 51 exons. Gene Ontology annotation, cellular component: membrane. The record is from RefSeq and is a predicted model, not a curated record. Lineage: Eukaryota; Metazoa; Mollusca; Gastropoda; Architaenioglossa; Ampullariidae. Bases 486 to 8885 code for a protein of 2799 amino acids.
GCCUGUUGACUAUUGUGGCAAGAUAAGUGAUAACGAGAUCUACUGUACUACACACCGGUGUCCUCUUGUUGGCUUGUGGUGUAGCUCCAUCUGUAACAGAACACUGUCGCUGGGGGCAGAUAAUUUAGCUUAUCACAUUCAAGGGUCAGGCGCCGUAAUCACCUUCGACAAGCACCGGGAACGAUAUAGUUUGUAUUUUUUUUUUUUUAUCAUCACUGCUUCUAUCUGUUGGUGCAUUGGCUCAACUAUCUUCAUACCAGGCUUGUGUAUGUUAAUAACGGUAGACACCCCUUAUCGAAGGCGAAUAUUAACGGAGAAAAGAUUGUCAUAUUGAUUCUGAAAGUGCAGAAUUAAUACCUACACUAGUCACUGAAAUUGUUUCGAAGACCAGCCAUCCGUAACAACAAAGAGUAAGCAGUGACGGAGAUGACAAACACGCAUACGUCACAUUAGAGGACGAACUUGGGGUGACGUGCGCGGAGACCAUGAGGAUUUCAGUGACGUUCAGACAGACCCUGCUGAUUGUCGCCCUGCGAUGUUUGUGCUGUCGAGCUCAGGCCCAUGUUCCUUUUCCUUCUCAAUAUGGAGAAAUUUUUCUGUACGGACAAGAUGCAAGCUACAAAGGAACCGUGUUGAUAUCUUACAACAACACAUGGGGUUCGGUGUGUGACGACGGCUGGGGACUGGAGGAGGCCACAGUGGUGUGUCGACAGUUGGGAUUCACAGGAAGUCGAAUCAUACCCCGAACAAACUCUUACUACGGUCCCGGGACGGGGGCAGUCCUGAUGGAUGACGUGUACUGUAUAGGUACGGAGGGCAACCUCACCCAGUGCACACACACCCCCUGGGGGGUCAGCAACUGUGACCACAAUGAGGACGCCGGCGUGGACUGCGAUCCAAGUGUUGAUGCCCAAGCCAGCCCCGUGAAGCUGGUUGGCGGGUCAAACGAAAGAGAAGGUCAGGUACGAGUCUGGAAGAACGGGGUCUGGGGGUCGGUCUGUGAUGACGGAUGGGACUUCCAUGCUGCUCAGGUCCUCUGCAAUCAGCUGAACUUUACAGGGACCAUUGGCGUGCCUACAACUGCAGGAUAUUUUUCUAAUGGCACGACUGACCCGAAUUUGCUCAUCAUGUUGAACAACAUACGCUGCACAGGCAACGAGUCGUCCAUCGACGUUUGCUUCCACAGACCGUGGAUGGCGAACAGCUGCCGUCUGGACCAAAAUGCAGGGGUCAUCUGCGUGACCCCACCGCAGGGGGGAGUGAAUUUGCAGGUGCGUCUGGCCGGCGGGAUAAACAAGUACCAGGGUCGGGUGGAGAUCCAGGUGUUCCGGCAUUGGGGGACCAUCUGCUCUCACAGGUUUGGACCGGAGGACGCCCAAGUGGUUUGCAGAAUGCUAGGAUAUGGAGGAGGUACCAACCUUAACCAACUAUACCAAGGGGGAGGAGGUCCUAUCUGGCUAGACGACCUCGGGUGCACAGGAUCAGAGGUCAGCUUGUUGAACUGCUCGCGAAAACCUUGGGGGGUGAGCGACUGUACUCACGCCAACGAUGCGUCGGUGUCCUGUACAGCUCCUGGCGGCGGGGACCACAUCAUCAGUAUGAUCGAAGGAGGAGGCAGCAAAGGGAGGCUAAUUGUGUCUGUGAAUGGACAGCAAGGAGUUAUCUGUGACCACAACGCUACCAACGCCAUAGCCAUGGUGGUGUGCAAUGAACUGGGUCUGAACACAUCGAAUGCUAUCAUCACAACAGGUCAAAGUGCGAUCGCGUCUCCCACUGUGCUGGACAACGUGGUGUGUGUGGGUACCGAACGCACCCUGUCCGGCUGCCGCUACAGCAAAACCAACUUCAUCUGUCCGGCGAAUCAACAAGUGUGGGUGGACUGUCAAGCCGACUACAAUGGACUUACGAUUAGCCUUAAAACCCGAACUGGUCAGCCGCCCUGGCAGGGCACAGUCCUAGUACAAUACAACAACACUUGGGGCACCAUCUGUGACGACCACUUCGACGUGACCGACGCUCGGGUCGUCUGCAAUCAGCUGGGCUUUAACAGUUCGACCCCCUUGGCGGUAGGGAGUGCUGUGUUCGGGGCUGGUGAUGGUCCUGUCUGGAUCACUGACUUGGCCUGUACAGGGACAGAAGCCAACAUCGCCAACUGUCGGCACUCUGCUUACGGAGUCACCAAGUGCCGGCACUACGAGGACGCAGGAGUCGUUUGUACUCCGGGGAAUAUUAACGACAUCACGAGUAUCCGUCUGGUGGGCCCUACUCCUUACGAAGGUCGGGUGGAGGUGUACUACAAUGGCACUGGCUGGGGUACCGUGUGCGACGACCACUUCAACGACAGGGCUGCCGCUGUGGUGUGCCGCAUGAUGGGCUUCAACACGACCGUUGCUAAGGUGAGGGACACCCACUACUACGGCAGCGGUGGGAGCACGAUGUCGAUCCUGCUGGACGAGGUCAACUGUCAAGGCGACGAGACCAACAUCUUCCAGUGCGGCUUUGCGCCCAUCGGCACCUCCGACUGCGGCCACUCCGAGGACGUGGGCGUACUGUGUCAGGGCCCCACUACUUCCGCCACUUCACUCAAGGCGCGACUGGUGAAUGGCUCCAGCACAUCGGAGGGUCGGUUGGAGGUCUUCUACAACGGCUCCUGGAGCACCGUCUGCACCCACGGCUUCGGGCAGAAGGAAGCUCAGGUGGCCUGCAGGAUGCUGGGUUUCAACAGUCCCGGUGUGACGGUAAUGCCGCCCUCAUUUUACGGCGCUGGUCAAGGCAGCAUCUUGCUGGAUGAUGUGCGGUGUUCCGGAAGUGAGACCAACUUAGAGCAGUGUGGAAACAAAGGCUACUACAACCACGACUGCACUCACAGAGAUGAUGUUGGCGUCAUCUGUAACCCAAUGCCUGUAGCUUUUCGCCUCUCGGGUGUUCAUCGUACCCGAUUUGACAGAGGUCGGCUGGAAAUCCGGGUGAAUGGUAAUUGGGGCACCGUGUGUGAUGACUACUUCGACAACAAAGCAGCCAAAGUCGUUUGCCGGCAGCUGAGAUACCCUUCAUAUGCGGCGAUGGCCGUGUAUGGAGCGCCGUUUGGACAGGGACAGGGUCCUAUCCUGCUGGACAACGUGCGAUGCUUAGGAAACGAGAGCAGUCUCAUGAACUGCAUCCACGAUCCCAUAGGCGUCAGCGACUGCGAUCAUUCGGAGGAUGUCGGCAUCAUUUGUAGUGAUGUUACCCCAUCAAGCGGCAACAUGACAGCCCGCCUGGUCGGGGGCAAUGCAACGGAGGGGCGACUGGAGGUCAACUUUAACAACCAGUGGGGCACCGUGUGCGACGACUACUUUAGUGACGUGGACGCCCAAGUUGUGUGCGCCAUGUUGGGAAUCACUGGCGGGCUGCCACGGAUGCUGCCUAUCGGCACGUACCCGCCCGGCACGGGCAUCAUCUGGAUGGACGACGUUGACUGCGUCGGCAACGAGACCAACCUGGACGCCUGCAAACAUCGGCAGCUUGGCACCAACAACUGCGACCACAGCGAGGAUGUCGCCGUUGCUUGCGGACCAUUGAUUCCAACCAUCACCCAGAUUCGCUUGGCUGGAGGAGAUGACCACCAAGGUCGUGUUGAAAUUCAGCACAACGGUUUCUGGGGGACGUUGUGUGACGACAGCUGGGGUAUCAAAGAGGCUCGGGUAACCUGCAACCAGCUGGGGUUGACAAAUGUCGUUCCUGUGCCAAUGGCAAACGCUUACUACGGCCAAGGAAGUGGUCAGAUCUGGCUGGACGAGGUGGAUUGCCUUGGCAACGAGACAAACCUGGACAGAUGCAGGCACAAACCCUUCGGCUACAACGACUGCGACCACUCCGAAGACGCUGGUCUGCUGUGCAUGACACCGCCGACUAGCCCCGCCCCCUUUGUCGUUCGCCUUAGCGGCGGAGCGUCGAUGUACGAGGGUCGGGUGGAGGUGCGCUACAACAACUACUGGGGUACUGUCUGUGACGACAACUUUGAGCCCGUUGAUGCUCAGAUCGUGUGUCGCACCCUGGGUUACAGUGGAGGAAAAAUACUGACCCAUGUAGGUGCAGGCCGGGGUCCUAUCUGGAUGGACGACCUCGGCUGCACAGGAAGCGAGGCAACUCUUGACCAGUGUCCUUUUAACGGCUGGGGCGAACAUGACUGCGACCACAAAGAAGACGUGGGUGUGUCAUGUGAGAAUCCUGGUGAGAUGGACCUGCCCGUGCGACUCUCAAACGGAGGAGGUCCCGAUUCUGGGAGGGUGGAAGUACAGUACGAUGGUCGUUGGGGGACUGUGUGUGACACCAACUUUGACAACAACGUCGCUGCCGUCAUCUGUCGUCAGCUCGGCUACAGCACUGCCACUGCGCAAGCGUUCGGCGGUUCCCAUUUCGGGGCGGCGCCCGACGAGUACAUUGCGUGGGUGAGCGGCAUCCAGUGUGUGGGCGCCGAGCCUUGGAUUGGUCAGUGCAACAUCUCCAUGAACACCGGCGCCUGCGACAACACCCACACUGCCGGCGUGGCUUGUAAUGGAGGCCCACUGCCAGCGAUCAACGUGCGUCUGGUCGGUGGGGGCAACGGUCAGGAGGGCAGAGUAGAGAUCAGCUAUAACGGGACCUGGGGCACCGUGUGUGACGAUUACUGGGACCACGAUGACGCAGUGGUCAUUUGCCGGAUGCUGGGCCUGCCAACUAAUAACGUCAUUCCCCGGGGUGGCGGCUAUUUCAUCUCGGGUACCAGACCCACCAAGAUCUGGCUGGACGACCUCAAAUGCCUCGGGUCUGAGACCUCCAUCGCGCAGUGUCCUCACGCUGGGUGGGGGCAGAGUAACUGUCUGCAUUCAGAGGACGCUGGGGUCGUCUGUGGAGGAUCAGUCCCGAUGUCUCCUAUUCGUCUCGUUGGCGGGCUCACCACCCACGAAGGUCGCGUUGAGAUUUUCUACAACAACACGUGGGGCACCGUCUGUGACGACUUCUUCGGAACCGAGGAGGCCACGGUUGUCUGCCGAUCCCUUGGAUUCCAAACUCAGGGGGCUGUGGCGUUCCCCAGAGCUCGGUACGGGGCAGGCACGGGGACGAUCUGGCUCGAUGACGUCAGCUGCGCGGGGUCGGAGCAGUACCUGGACAUGUGCGCCUACAGACCCUGGGGUCACAGCAACUGCGCACACAGGGAGGACGUCUCGGUGUCUUGUGGAGGUGUUCCUACGUCCGCAGCGAUUCGGUUAGUUGGAUCCCAUAAUAAUUUUGCAGGCCGUGUUGAGAUGAUGGUGAAUGGCACGUGGGGCACCGUCUGCAGCGACCUCUGGAGCACAAUGGAUGCCAUUGUCGUCUGUGGGAUGUUGGGAUUCCCCAGGACAGGUUCUCAGGCAGUGGUCAGUUCCCAGUUCGGCCACGGCAGCGGACCCAUCUGGCUGGAUGACGUGCAAUGCACGGGCUACGAGGAGAGUCUCCUGAACUGUAGAGCGAAGCCCCUCGGUCAGACCAACUGUGACCACACGCAGGAUGCAGGCGUCAUCUGCUCCGGCAAUCCGCUGCAGAUAAGGCUAACUCCUGGUCCCAGCCAAGGAUUUCUGGAGGUUGAGAUCAACGACACGUGGGGGAGCGUCUGUGACAGUGGAUUGGAAGGGGCUCCAGGUCAGGCAGUGGCACGUGUAGUGUGUCGACAACUCGACCAGCCCUUUUCCGGGGCAUACAGCGUCACGCAUGGCCGCCUGGGGCAGGGCAGCGGUCCGGUCAUGCUGGACGCACUCAGCUGUACAGGGCAGGAGAACUUUCUGGGCCAGUGUAGACACAGUCCUGCAGGAGCUGUUCUCUGUCAGCCCUCACAGACACUUGGCAUCGUCUGCGCAGCAGCAACAACUACAACUGUGACAACGCCACCAUCAACAACCCCAGCCCCGGUUAUCGACUACAUCACUCUGGGAGGAAACUUCACAGCCUACUCAGGCAGGGUAGAUGUGUACCACAAUGGCAUGUGGGGAACCGUGUGCAACCAUAACUGGACCAACCAAGACGCUUCUGUUGUCUGCAAAAUGCUGGGAUACUCUGGGCAGAACGCGACAGCACUGGUGAACCCGCAGGUGUACGGGGCCGGAACAGGGAUCAUCUGGCUGGACAACGUGAAGUGCGACGGUACGGAGACCAACAUCGGGGCCUGCCACUCCUGGAACUGGGGCACUACCAACUGCGUGCACAGCCAGGAUGUGGGAGUCGCCUGCGCCCCAGGUGAGUUGCCGGACACUUUCCUGUUGUUCACCGACUGGAACAAAACUAGUGUGUUCCGUAUGGACAUGAUGUCCUACAGCUACAUCACGGUUCCCCUGCAGGGAAUGGGCCGUCCCUUCGCCAUAGACUACGACUACAUCAACUCACGUAUCUACUGGACAGACUUGGAUGCCAGAUUAAUUCGGUCUGCGAGGGUGGACGGAACGCAGAGUGAGACUGUCCUGGCGCUGGGAGCAACCGCUGAUGCUGAGGGUCUGGCGGUUGAUCCUCUGUCUGGCCUCCUCUUCUACACAGAUACCGGAUAUGACAUCAUAGCCCUCGUGACUUUUGCUGGGCACCAACGGAAAGUGAUAAUCAACACCGACCUUCAAGAGCCUCGCCCCAUUGUGCUUGAUGUCAUGAAUGGCAUCAUGUUCUGGGCUGACUGGGGUUCGAAUCCAAAAAUCGAGCGUGCCAACUAUGACGGUACUUCUCGACAGGCUAUUGUUACAAGCGACCUCACCUGGCCCAACGCCUUGGCACUGGAUAUUCCUAAUCAGCGGAUUUUCUGGGUGGACACCAGCAACACCUAUGACGACAAGGUGGAGUACUCGGACCUCUUCGGAGACAACCGGAUGGCCAUCUACUCAGAGCCCAGAACCCACUUCAUGGGCAUGGCGCUGUACGACAGACACAUCUACCUCAGCGACUGGCAAUCCAGGUCACUGAAGCACAUGCAGACUGAUGGAACAAAUGUAAUGAAUGUAGGAACUCCGACCUUUGGGUACAUCAACGAUGUGGUCGUACACGUAGAUGGUGCAGACCCACAAGGACCUAACGGAUGCACCCAGAACCGGAACUGUAGCAGGAUUUGUAUCCCAAGACCAGGCAAUAGCUUCACUUGCAUGUGUCCUGACGGACUGUUCUUGCAGACAGACGGCAGCACGUGUGGUAGAACAACUACAUGUCCACCCAUGCAGGCACCCUUCCACGGAAUCAUCACCUGCACCAGCCCGUCUCUCGUUAAAACCGUCUGCACCCUCGGGUGUGACCCCGGAUUCGUCCUCACCACCACCACCACCAUAACCUGCCUGUCAACUGGGUACUGGGACUAUCAGUACAGCCCCAACGCCUGCUUAGAUGUCCAACCGCCCGUAAUCCAGUGCCCGGGGGACGUCAUCGCGAACGCAGCCCAGGGAAACACCUCCGCAGUCAUCUCGUGGCCGCCGCCUACUGCCACCGACAACAGCGGCAGCGUCAACAUCGUCGUCAGCAUGACACCGCCCAUAGUCCUCAGCGAGGGCGUCUACAACAUCACCGCCGCGGCCUUUGACGCCGCGGGUCUCAGUGCCACGUGCACUUUCUCGGCCACUGUGACUGUGGGGAGAUGCCAGCCCUACACGGUGCCCCAGAACGCUCAGCUGGUGAGCUUAUCAUGCCCCACCCACUACGGUGCCACGUGCCAGAUAGCGUGCCUCCCGGGUUAUCAGAUGGCUAACGGGUCUCCGAUAACAACAGUCUUCUGUGGGACCUCCUACACCUGGGUACCGUCUCCGCCGUCAUGCAACCCCGUCACGUGUCCUCCGCUGAAAGCUCCAGCCUACGGGUCUAUCAGCCCCAACACUUGUCUCACAUCAAGCAGCCCAUCGGGAAGCAGCUGCAGCUUUUCGUGUCAGAAUGGUUUCAGGCUCACUUCCGGAUCUCCAAAUGUGACCUGCACCUCCUCUGGCCAAUGGGGCGGCAGCGGGCGAAUGCCUGUGUGCGAGGAUGUGCAGCCGCCGACAAUAACAUGUCCAGGCAACGUCACGGUGACAGCGGCCAGUGCCACAACCACCGCGCAAGCCACGUGGGCAGCUCCCACAGUGCAAGACAAUGCGGGCAAGGAUCAAGUGGUUGUGACCUCGAGUGUGACGUCAGGAGUGACCCUUUCAGAAGGUCAACACAGUGUUGUGGUCCGAGCCACGGAUCGCGCCGGCUUCACGGCUUCUUGCAGUUUCUUUGUCGUCGUGUCAGUUCUCCGCUGUCCCAAGAUGCAGUUGCCUGCCAACGCCGUGCUGCUGACCCCGAACUGCCAGAAUCUUUUGGGCAGCACGUGCACGGUCACGUGCCGAACCGGAUACAGCCUGAGCGGAAGUAGCGUCAUCACCUGCUCACUGAAUGGAGCGCAAGCUGUUUGGGGAACGCUGCCUGUCUGUAACUCCGUGACUUGCCAAAAGCCUCCGCCUCCACUCAAUGGGGUAGUGGCAGGCUGCUCGGGUGUUUUGACUGUUGGAAGCACCUGCACCCAAGCUUGCAACAGCGGCUACGUCUUGGUCAGCGGCAACGCGGUCAGAUCUUGCCUGUCAGACGGCACGUGGUCAGGCGCCGUGGCAACCUGCACGUCCCAGAGUUCGGCAAAGUCCAUGUCCCAGCAGGGCAGUGGAGGCGGCAGUGGCUCCUCUAACACAUCAUCCAUCGUUGCUGGAGUCGUCGUGCCGAUCAUCCUGUUGACACUUCUUCUCACUGGGGGCUUCCUCUUCUACAAGCGGCGAACCAUGGGACCAGCACUGGCUGGACCUGCGUCAGUGCCCAUGUCAUCAAUGUCAUCGAUAUCAUCAAGGCCAUCAACGCAGCCAACAUAUCGCUUCUCCGACAGAGCGACUGACGGACUAGAUAAUCCUCUUUAUGACUCGUGAGCAAAGAACGACAUUUGUGUUCAUUCCAGAAUGUUCUGGUACGUCCAUCCACGACGGGCGUACUUGUCAAAAAUGCCAAUAGAAGACUGUCUGGAGCAUCUGAAAACAAUGUUUUCUCUUUCAGUAUUUAAGUGAAACAAUGUCAGCAGCAUGUUAAUUUUUUGGCAACAUCCACUUACACGUCUUGGCCAAGGGUUUCCAUUAUUGCAGGUUUGUUUGUAAAAAAAUGUGAUUUAUAAGAAGUCGUUGGCUACUCUAAGUAGUGUUCCAGUCUACAAAGGUUCUGUAGUGUGGUAUUUAUUAGUGUUGCAUAGCUACAUUGUGGUAUUACACGCAUACAUUGUCGUUCGUUCUUUACCCGUUCAAUCUGUCAGUUACUCUCAUAAAGGUUAUCGAUGAUGAAAACAUGAAUAAUCUGUCCUUGGUUAUAUGAUUUUUAUACUCUCUAAUGUAUGCUUUAGACCUAAUAGAAAUACAAAAUCUGACAAAAUGUUGCAAGGCUUAUAUGUUGGUAGGAUGGAUAUAUCCUGCAGCUAGUAGAUCUGGUAUGUUGCAAUUUCUGACAAAAGGUCUUGUAUUAACUGUGACACAUACUCAUACAUGUAAAUAGAAAAGUUGUAGAUCAUCAUAUUUUCUUGCAUGAAAUAAAGGACAGGUAAAACUCACAAAUAUUACUGAUAACAUCAUUCAUUUUCAAAUGGUCAUCGGUGUCAGAAAGUUGACAUAUUUUCAACAAAAUAAUGUGAUUUACCAUACAAUUACAGGAGAUAAGAAUAUUUUACAUAUUGUAAGUUAGAUCCUUCACUGUAUUUGCCCUUAAUAAAAAUAUACAGCAACUUUCUCCAUUCCCUCCUCCAUUCCAGUAGCGUUUGCUGUUUUCAUUUUAAUGUAAGACAACCAAAACUAUGUUGAAAUCAAUAAAAGAAUGAAAAUAAA